AUGGCCGAUAUUAGAACCCAAGGGCUGAAACAGCCCGUUGACGUUGUUGAAUACCUCUUCAGAAGGCUUCACGAAAUCGGGGUUCGUUCCGUCCACGGUCUCCCUGGGGACUUCAACCUUGUUGCCCUCGACUACCUCCCCGAGUGUGGUCUGAAGUGGGUUGGCAACGUCAACGAGCUCAACGCCGGCUAUGCUGCCGAUGGUUACGCCCGUGUCAAAGGCAUUUCGGCCAUUAUCACCACCUUCGGUGUCGGCGAGCUCUCGGCCAUCAACGCUCUCGCCGGCGCCUACUCAGAACACAUUCCCGUUGUCCACAUUGUCGGAUGCCCGUCUACCAUCUCCCAGAAGAACGGCAUGCUCUUACAUCACACUCUGGGCAACGGUGACUUUAACGUCUUUUCCAACAUGAGCUCUCAGAUCUCAUGUGACGUUGCUCGUCUUAACAACCCAGCUGAAAUCGCCAAUCAAAUCGACCAUUCUCUGAGAGAGUGCUGGAUCCGCAGUCGCCCCGUCUACAUCAUGCUUCCAACCGAUAUGGUUCAGAAGAAGGUCGAGGGCGAGAGGUUGCAGACGCCAAUAAACAUGGAGGAGGCCACCAAUGACCCCGUCAGAGAGGACUACGUUGUCGAUGUAAUUCUUAAGAGCCUCCACGCUGCAAAGAGGCCCAUUAUGCUCAUUGACGCUUGCGCCAUCCGCCACCGCGUUCUGCCCGAGGUUCAUGCACUCCUCGAGAAGACCAAAAUCCCCGUCUUCGUCACACCCAUGGGCAAGGGUGCCGUCAACGAAACCCAUCCCAACUAUGGUGGUGUAUAUGCCGGGACUGCUUCGCAACCCCACGUUUCUGAUCGUGUGGAGUCUUCGGAUCUUAUUCUAUCAGUUGGUGGUCUUAAGAGUGAUUUCAACACAGCUGGAUUCUCCUACCGGACAUCCCAACUCAAUACCAUUGACUUCCACAGCACGCACACUAGGGUGCGCUACUCUGAAUAUCCCGGAAUCACUAUGCGUGGUGUCCUGCGCAAGGUUACCGAGCGCCUUGACCUGAGCCAACUUACCAUCACGACAUCUCCGGAAGUAAUCAACAGGGUGCCCAGCCCGGACUCGGACCCUUCCCAAGCCAUCACCCAGGCCUACCUGUGGCCUAGAGUUGGCAACUAUCUCCGCGAGAACGACAUUGUAGUCACCGAGACUGGAACGGCAAACUUCGGUAUCUGGGAUACCAAAUUCCCUGCCGGGGUCACGGCUUUGAGUCAGGUCUUCUGGGGAAGUAUCGGCUGGUCAGUUGGCGCCGCGCAGGGUGCUGCGCUUGCUGCCAAAGAUGCAGGUCAGGAUCGCAGGACCAUUCUGUUUGUUGGUGACGGCUCCUUCCAGCUCACGGCACAGGAGGUCACCACGAUGCUUCGACACGGCUUGCAUACGACGAUUUUUGUCAUCUGCAAUGACGGAUACACCAUUGAACGUUUCAUCCACGGCAUGGAGGCCGAAUACAACGACAUCGUCCAGUGGCAGUACAAGGAGCUCGCAACAGUGUUUGGAGGCACUGAUAAGACGGCCAAAAAGUUUGUCGUCAAGACCAAGGACGAGUUGGAGAAGCUCCUGACCGACAAGGACUUCAACAACCCUACAGCACUGCAAUUUGUAGAGCUUUAUCUCCCAAAGGAGGAUGCUCCGAGAGCUCUCAUUAUGACUGCAGAAGCAAGUGCCAGAAAUAACGCGAGGGCCGAGUAG
Colletotrichum graminicola M1.001 is the source of this 1725-nucleotide messenger RNA. Its product is annotated as thiamine pyrophosphate enzyme. The transcript is spliced from 4 exons. The coding region runs from base 1 to 1725 and encodes 574 amino acids. NCBI's taxonomy places the organism in Eukaryota, Fungi, Ascomycota, Sordariomycetes, Glomerellales, Glomerellaceae. The record is from RefSeq and is a predicted model, not a curated record. Gene Ontology annotation, molecular function: magnesium ion binding; thiamine pyrophosphate binding; carboxy-lyase activity.